AUGUACGCCAACGGUCAGACUUUCGGCAACGGCGAGCCAGAAUAUUACGAACAACAAUAUAUCAAUACCAGGACAGAAUGCGAAUCUCUUCAAAAUCGAAUUGUGAAUAUGGCAAGAUUGUUGGGAGAUUGUCGAGAUUUGAUUUCUCAAAGUCUGAAGGAACGAAAGAUUUUGUUAGAGAGAAUAAAUUAUUUAGAAAGCAGGUACAAACCAGAAACAAACGAGCCUGACGAGACGGACAAAAGUCUCAAGAAGCAAGAGUACGAGUCACGUUUGCAUUAUAAAAACGAAAAUUACAAGAAAAAAUUUUUAGAACAGCGAAAAAGGUUGAAAAAGUUGAAACACGACUUAGAGAUUGCUCGCCAACUAAACAAGCGUUUAUUUGAACAAUAUAUUAAGCUUUACCAAAAGUCAGAAUCAUUUCAUUCCAUAACUUCGGCACCUGUAGCGGUUGUGGUAGCACCGAAUUCAGCAAAAAAGAACAAAAAUUACUGUCAUGAAAAUGAGGAUUCGACUCGCUAUCGUACCGAUGACGUGACUGACAUGGAUGGGAAGACUCGACACGAGCGAGGAGCAGGUGGUGACUGCCAGAGCGAAAGUGAAUGCGACAACAAAGAAACCAACGACGAAGACGACGACGAUGACAACGAUCCUAUAGUUAUUCCCAAAUCAAUUAGAUUUGCAAUAUGGGAUAAAAAAAGAACAAAAUCAUUGUGCAAUGACAAGUCGUGCCAUUUUUCAUGUUCCAAGGUGUGUAGAGAAAAUAUUUCAAACAACUCGAAAAUGAAAUUAGCAAAGGAUAAUAUAAAAAAAACCAGUGUGGAGAAAAGUUUGAACGGCAAUGUCGAUGAAAACACUCUUGGCAAAAAGCAUAAUAGAAAUUAUCGGCACAAAACAGGUGAGCGAACGUCGACAAAUGGAGAGGACUCAUCUAUCCCAUCAAUAAUCUCGUCAGGCAGUUCAACUCGUUUAAAAGAAAUUAAAGUUGAAUAUGAUAAGAGAUGCAAAUAUAUUGAUCUAAAACAUGAGGCUGAUUCCUUUAAACAUUCUUUGAAAUAUUUCAACAGAGGCACAAAUGGUGCCAAUUUCAAAGCCGCACAAAACCGUUCGCACUCAAAAAUUUUAGAGGAAUUACAAUCUUUAAUAAACGGAGAAAAGGAGAAUUCAUGCAAAAAUAAAAGAUAUAUCAAUAGUGCAAAUCCACUUUAUAAUGAAAGAAACAAAAAACAUCAAACGUUGUCGAAACUUAAUGAACUGCUGAAAGAUUUGAAAAACAAAAAUGAUACAUCUCGCUUGGACGCAGAUGAAGACGACGAAGAUGCCAGCAACGAACAAGAGUUGCCUACAUCAUCAACAGCAUCACCUUCAAAUUCCUCGCAAGAAUCUUUCGAAGAAAAUAAAUCUCGUAUAAAAUUUUAUGAAAUUGGCAGUAACAAUUCAAACAACAUUGUACACAAGCGGCCCAAUGCUCACCGCCAUUGCAAGUACAACAAAAAUCAAGACAAUUUUCUUCGAAAAGUAACAAUCGAAAAAUCUCCCAUUGAAGUUUCGUACAGAAGACAAAACAAAUUUAAUCUAACAUGA
Molecule: messenger RNA, 1584 nt
Organism: Helobdella robusta
Lineage: Eukaryota; Metazoa; Annelida; Clitellata; Rhynchobdellida; Glossiphoniidae
Exons: 1
Coding region: 1-1584 (527 amino acids)
Source: RefSeq, a predicted model, not a curated record